AGGAAAAAAAAAGAUUUCUCACACUUUGAUGGGCUGAUGGGGCCUGGGCCGAAUCCAACUUGAUCAAUUAAUCGUGCCGGUGAACCACCGCCGUGGACAUAUGCACGCCACCAUGGGUCAUAUGGUUCGGGCUCUCCGGCAAUGGCCGAUGUUGCAGAAACAUUGGUGCGGUUGCGCCGUGCAUCAAUUUCUCACCUCAUCUCCGCCGUGUGUGACCAACAGAAUUGACUCUCGUCGACUCUCUUUAGCUACCGUCCAUUCCGCUCGUCGCGAAGUCCAAUAUGGUUCAAAAGGACUCAGAUUAUCCAAUGCUCCAGCACCGACUAAAUUCCAAGAAGAUGAGAGCGUUGAUGACGAUUCUGAUGCUAAAAAGAGCCGCAACCAGCUGAAACGUGAAGCUCGACGCGCCGUCCAAUGGGGCAUGGAGCUCGCCGCCUUCUCCACUCCUCAAAUUAAACUCAUCCUUAGAGCGGCGUCCCUCGAGAGAGAUGUCUUUGAUGCAGUAAUGCUUGUGAAGAGGCUUGGACGUGAUGUCAGAGAAGGAAAGCGAAGGCAGUUCAGUUAUAUUGGAAAACUGCUAAGGGAUGUUGAUCCUGAAUUAAUGGACAGCCUAAUACAGGCCACAAAAGACGGUGACCAGGGCAUGCUAAAGACACUAUCUGGUUCAAUAGCUUUUGAUGAUGAUGAUGAUGCAGAAUCCGAAUAUGAGGAGGAAGAAGAGGGUCCGCAUGUGGAUACUGCAACAAGAUGGCUUGAUGGGUUAAUCAAUAAGGACAACAACAUUACAAAUGAAGUUUACUCGCUACAAAGUGUUGAGUUUGACCGUCAGGAGCUGCGUAGACUUGUUCGAAAAGUGCAUUUGGUUGAAGAACGCAAGGCGGCAACUGAAGAGAAUGAGGAUGAAGUCAAUAUGGAAAUAACAAACGCUAGAAAGUCCCUUACUCGUUUUCUUUGUAGAAUGGCAAAACAAUUGCCCUCCUAUGAAUUCUAGUGCAAUUUUAUUUGUGCAAUAUAUUAAUUUAGCAUUCUUUCCUAUGCACACUUGUUUUUAACCUUUCAGACUGUUUACUCUCACUCUCAACACUCAGGUUUCUUUUCCUUUUC
Molecule: messenger RNA, 1104 nt
Organism: Momordica charantia (bitter melon)
Lineage: Eukaryota; Viridiplantae; Streptophyta; Magnoliopsida; Cucurbitales; Cucurbitaceae
Product: kinesin-like protein
Source: RefSeq, a predicted model, not a curated record